Molecule: messenger RNA, 1308 nt
Organism: Aureobasidium melanogenum CBS 110374
Lineage: Eukaryota; Fungi; Ascomycota; Dothideomycetes; Dothideales; Saccotheciaceae
Exons: 1
Coding region: 1-1308 (435 amino acids)
Source: RefSeq, a predicted model, not a curated record
AUGACUGUCUAUUCGACAAGUUCAAGCUAUCCAUUCCCGGAUCAGCAGUCAGAACGUUUGCAUAGUAAUAUCUUUCGCCCACCCAACACUCCUGGUUUCGACAGUAUGAAUUUCGCAGCCACGCCAUCACAGGACAGACCCGCCUUGACAAGAAAGCGGUCACGCGCAAACUCCCACAAGGCAAACACCUCUGCACCUCUGGCUUAUGGUGUGAAACAUGGCUACACCACUCAAGCCAUGAGUCCAGCUCCUCUCGCGAACGAACAUUACACACUGGACUACAAAUUCGACACACCUACACUCGCAGCUGCUUCACGACACGACGAUCUGACGGGAGAAAGAGACUUUCGCUGGAAAUGGGAUUCUGAAGACGCAUCGCCUGAACAAGACACUGCACAUGUACCUGGUCUUUUGGCGAGGGAGAGGAACGGGAAAGGCAGGACUGUCAGCUACACAAGCAUGGCGAGCACUAGUGACUCUUCAGACACCAAAGGAUGGGGAGGCUUUGCUAUGAAACUGGUAGGAGGUGUCGUUGGCAAGGUGUGGCACUUUUGUCGUGUGAGUGCUUUUGGUGGCUUCUAUGCUGGUUCCGGACGAGGCUAUGACUUUGCACAACCUACCCAACUGCCCACACCACUGCCUGGACAGUAUCCAACACAUGACUUCUUUGGCGACUUUGAACAGGACAACACUCCUGAACGUUCAUUCAAGCGACAACAAACGGAAUCUGGCUGGGUCAUGGUCGACUCAAAUCCAGAAGCACCUCGUCCAUCCAACCGCAGUACAUCUAGAGACAACCCCACACAUCUCGGCGCCACGAGAGCAAGCAGUCGUCGUGCCCUCAGCUCAGUGACCCGUCGCGCCCCCUCGCGCCAAACCUCCUACACUGGCUCUCCACAAGCACAACAAUCCCGUCUCGAUGUCUUCAGCCAGGCAUUUGCAGACCGUUCCACCACAACAGCAUCCACGGCUUCCACAGCUUCCACUCGAUCUACUGCCCCUUUGCGUCCUGCCUUCGCUGUGCAUCGCUCACCCGUCACCACACCCAUCCGCACAAGUUUCGGUGCCGACCGCCGCUCCAGCAUCGCCAGCGCAAACGGAGAAAACCUAAGUCCUGAUGCCCAACGCUUCCUCCACCGCAUAGAAAGACAAGACCGCGAUACCGACAAAAGUAUGCGCAAACUCGACCGUCAGAUCCAAGAUUUGAUUCGACAAGGUCAAGCUGCUCUAGGCACCAAGUUUGAAGUCGAAUCCGAUGAUACUGAUUUUAAUGAUGAUAAUGACGAUUGGGAGGAUGCUCGUAGAUGA